Octopus sinensis (East Asian common octopus) is the source of this 4365-nucleotide messenger RNA. Its product is annotated as kelch-like protein 8. Gene Ontology annotation, molecular function: protein binding. The transcript is spliced from 9 exons. The record is from RefSeq and is a predicted model, not a curated record. Lineage: Eukaryota; Metazoa; Mollusca; Cephalopoda; Octopoda; Octopodidae. The coding region runs from base 790 to 3033 and encodes 747 amino acids.
GAAAAAACGCUGAAUAAAAAACAUCGGUGAUCAAGAAAUAAGAAAAGCCUCUACUUAGUCGCUCGGCAUGCUAGAAAUAGCUGCCAUAUCUCUUUCAAGUUUCACUCUCCUUGUCUUAAUAAAGAAGAACAGCACAAAGAAUGAGUGAUAUGGUGUUGGAUGUACUUUAUGACAAGAUGGUCAUGGCUGAAAUGUCUUUGAUCAUAAGUUUGUCAACUCGAUCAGAGCUGACUUAGAGCAGCUAAGCAACAACAACGAUCGAAGUGUCCCACCAAACCGUGGGAAAUAGUUUUUAAGCCUCUCCUCCACAUCUAUUUCUCCCUUUCUCUCUUUCUACUUCUCACUCACUUCUUCUCCUUCCUUCACUUUUAAUCAGUUUCCUUCACUCUCAUUCUCUUACUUUUAUCCUGCGUUUCCCCCUCUCUUUGUCACUGUCUUUCCUUCUCUCUCUCUCACUCUCUCAAUCAGUGUCUCUCACUCUUACUCUGUCAUCCUCUCACUCAAUCUCCCUUCCUCUUAUUACUUUCUACUUCUCACUUUUACUCUGAGUCCUUCACUUUCACUCUUAUAUCUCCCUCUCACUCUGUCUGUAAGUCUCUCUCCCUCCCACUCACACUCGUCUCCCACUUAUCUUUUGUCGUCUGCCUCUUCCAUUCUAAACUCUUUCUCUCUCCUUCAACACACCGGAUUGUCGUCUGCAGUUUUUGGAUAUGUUUACACCUUCUUGCUUCUGGCUUGGAGCUUGAUCCACUCUUCUGACGUCAUUUGAUUCUUUAGAAUUUCUUUAGCAUGUCUGAGGUGCCUCCGCUUCCAAGACGGAAGGAUAGCUUGCCAGCACCAAAAGUGCCUCCAAUACCACCCGUGCCGAAUCGAAAAAAUUAUUUAUCAAGUCGUCCCUGUGUGUGGCCAGUUACCCAGCCAACUACUUCAGCUGUGACCAUUUCCAGUGGCUGCACUGCCAGCAGCUGUAGUAGCAGCAACAAUACCAGUAGCAACAGCAGCAGUAAUAACAACGUCAGCAUCAGCAGCAGUAUCUGCAUCAGUAUCAACAACAGUACACCAAGCAGUGCUAUCACAACAAGUACCACCACUACCACCACCACCAGCACCACCACCACCAUCUCUACACUCACUACAACUAGCUGUAGUUCUUCAGUCUCUGCUGCCACCAAAAUGUCUACAAACCCACAAACAUCAGUAUCAUCUUCAUCGUCAGCAUCAAUCGAUUCCAAAAGUUCCAAUGAAGCUUCUGAAAUCGUAUUCGAGGCUUCAAACCACUGCCAGGAGGGCUUCAAGGCUCUUUUGGAUUUCUACAAUCGAAAGAUAUUAUGUGACUUGGAGAUUCGAGUUGGCAAGAAGUCGAUAUGGUGCCAUCGGGUUGUUCUUGCAUGUGUCAGUAACUAUUUCAAAGGUAUGUUUACAUCAGACAUGGCAGAGAGCAAGCAGGGUGUCCUGACGAUACACGAUCUAGAUGAGCAUUGUCUUCAAGCCCUCAUAACAUUUGCAUACACCUCUAAAGUUACACUCACUGUGGACAAUGUACAACAACUUCUAUAUGCAUCUUCCAUUUUGCAAAUGGAAACAGUUGCACAAGCCUGCUGCAAAUUUAUGCAGAACCAUUUGCAUCCAACAAAUUGUGUCGGUGUCAGAAACUUUGCUGAGCAGCAUGGCUGUACGGAAUUGGUCAAAGUAACAGAUGAAUACAUAUUGGAACAUUUCCUUGAGGUAGUUGACCAAGAGGAGUUCUGCAACAUGCCAUACAAAGUCAUCGAUAUCAUUGUCAGUUCACCGAACCUUAAUGUACCUUCUGAAAUUCGUGUUUAUGAGGGUGUAAUGAAAUGGGUUAAACAAGACUUAAUGAAACGGCGUUGUUAUUUGCCAAAACUGCUUGCACAUGUCAAACUGCCCCUUAUACCGGUGAGUUACCUUAUGGAUUGUGUUGAAACUGAGGACCUUUUAAAGAAAAGUUUUGAGUGUCGGGACUUCUUGGAUGAAGCCAAACAUUACCAGAUGUCUCACACUAACCUGAUCAUCGAGGUUAAGAUUACAGAGAGGAUGAAACCACGUAAAAGCUAUGCAGGUGUACUUUUUUGUGUGGGGGGUCGGGGAGCAGCAGGUGACCCUUUCAAGAGUAUAGAAUGUUAUAACUACCGCAAAAAUUCCUGGUUUCCAAUUGCUGAAAUGAAUACUCGCAGACGACAUGUUGGAGUAUGUGCUGCUUCAGGUCGCCUUUAUGCAAUUGGAGGACAUGAUGGAUUCACACAUCUGAACAGUGGGGAAGUGUUUGAUCCAGUCAAAAACAAGUGGUCAUAUAUUGCCCCUAUGGGAUCCCUCAGACGUGGAAUUGCCCUGGCCUGUUUAGGAGGUCCAAUCUACGCCAUUGGUGGUUUGGAUGACACAUCCUGCUUCAACACCGUGGAACGAUAUGAUCCUUCGACAGAUGUCUGGACGUUUUUAUCAUCCAUGAAGGUUCCUAGAGGCGGUGUAGGAGUUACGUCACAGAAAGUAACUAUUUCUAUUCCUAUUAUCAUUAACGUGUUGACCCAGCAGAAUCAUUUGUACGCCAGAUGCAAAACGGUUAAUUCCUUCACUGAUGCACUCUUGGUCAUGAGUGUUAUGUCUGUGUUAUCUUGUAGGCCAUCUUCAAGUGGAUUCUAUCUAUUUUCAUUUUACCAUGUUUCAGGUGGUUUUGAUGACAAUGCUCCACUACACUCUAUGGAACGUUACGAUCCAGCAUCAGAUUCCUGGACAUUGAUGCCAUCAAUGUCGUGUUGCCGGGGAGGAGUUGGUGUUGCUACGCUUGGAGGUAAAAUUUUUGCUGUUGGUGGCCAUGAUGGAUCCAGUUACUUGAAUUCUGUUGAAGCCUUUGAUCCAAGUACUGGGAAGUGGAUGAUGAUGUCAAACAUAGAAGUAUGUCGUGCUGGUGCUGGAGUUGCCGUCUUGGACUGUUCAGUGGAACAACUAGAAGACAUUCGAAAAACAGUCAAUACAUCCAGUGCUGGGUCAGUGAUACAGAGACAACAUGGGGAAUAAGAAAUAAGCAUUCCAAAGAUGUAUCUCCCGGUUUCGAUAUUUUUGCCCUUUUUUCCCUUUUGCUUCCAUAAAACGUUUCUAUUUGUUUUUGUUGUUGAAAACAAAAACAAGCAAAAUCCUUAUGUUGACAUCUGUCCGUUUAUAACAAACGUGUUAAGAUGGUCGACAUGUAAACUAAAUCAUAAGAAAGGAAGGACAAAAAAAUUCAUCCGCCAGUCAUUUGACAAACCAAAUAUCUUCACUAAACAUUGGCUGCUAUUUCUAAUGGAAACCUUUUUAAAAAAUCACAGGUGAGACUUUACCAAAACCAUAGAAUGUGGCUGGUCAAUAAAUUUCGCACAAAAGACCUGAAGUCAGUCCAGACUGAGCAGAGCACAUCAAGUCAAGACAGAAAAGCUGAAAAGCUGAAUGACCAGAACAAAUCAAGAGAAGAGAGAGAGAUCAAAUCAGGAUGGAUCAAGAGUUGAGUGAACAGCUCAAAGGGCAGGUCAUGUCAAGAUGCAUGUCAAGUAAAAAAGAAGAGAAACUGGUACAGAACCAAUCUAAAUUAUCUAUUGUUAUAAACAGAUGUAUAAAAAUCGAAAACAGAGAAUAUGGGGCUGGUCUCAGAAAUUGAAAUGAGAACAAAAAAGUCAGGUGGGGAAAUGUAUUUUUCAAUUAUUUUAUUCAAUUUUAUUUGGAACUUAUUUUUUUUUUAUACAUGACAAUAAAGCAAAUGACUUUGAUACAAAAUAAUAAAAGAACAAAAAUGAACAGAACUUUCUUUGAUCAAGAAAUUAUCAUGAAUUUUGCAUUGUAUUUACCAUAUAUUUCUUCAUUCAUCAUUUGUUAUUUUCUAAACCACACACACACACGCAUACACAUACAUUUAUGAAAAAAAAAAAAUUUGUUGUUCUUGAAUAGUCCCUGUGAAGUCUGCUUCGGCAGACCGAUUGUCAGGGUAUUAAACUGACCAAAGAAAACAUUCAAUGUUGAUACUUCUGUCUGUAAUCGUCCCGUUUAUAUGGGACUAUGCUGUCUUUAGAUUUUAGGGGCGUGAAAUAAAAAUGUGCCUACUUUAAAGACAGUAGUGGGUUUGUUAAAAGAUUGCUUCUAGUUGACUGCUGUUAUGUUGAGAACUUUGGGCAAAUAUGGUGAGAGAUAGAGUGGAAGGACUGAAGAAAUAUAACUGACUCUAUUUCGGUACUAAAGUUGGUGCUUCCUAUUUAAAGUUGGUAAAUCCUAUUUGAACCAGCAAUGCUGCCUUUCGUUUCAACUCCGCUCUUUCCCAAUCCCUUCAGAGAGAAUGAAAUAAAACUUGUAACAAAGAAAGGAAAAGAAAAAAAAAAACCC